AUGGUCGUUGGAGGGGUCGAUACUCCUCAAGGACCAAUACUAAAAUGGACCAAGGUGUUGAUCACAAGGGAGAAGCGAACUCGAGAUUACGUACUAGAAGGAACUUUCUCUUUCAAUGACGAGGAUGCAGAAGGGAUCAAACAACCCCACAACAACGCACUGGUAAUAUAUGUACUUAUGAGUAAUACUCAAGCUAAACGUGUUUUGAUUGAUCCAGGUAGCUCGGCCAACAUAAUUCGAUCGAGGGUUGAAGAACAGCUCGGCCUACAGGAUCAGGUUGUACCCGUGGCCCGAGUUCUAAAUGGCUUCAAUAUGGCAUGUGAAACCACCAAAGGCAAAAUAACUUUGCCAGUAAACAUGGCUGGGACCAUCCAAGAAAUGAAGUUCCAUGUGAUCGAGGGCGAUAUGAGGUAUAAUGCCCUAUUCGAGAGAUAG
Messenger RNA from Nicotiana attenuata, 435 nucleotides. RefSeq lists its product as uncharacterized. Bases 1 to 435 code for a protein of 144 amino acids. The transcript has a single exon. NCBI's taxonomy places the organism in Eukaryota, Viridiplantae, Streptophyta, Magnoliopsida, Solanales, Solanaceae. The record is from RefSeq and is a predicted model, not a curated record.